Molecule: messenger RNA, 1011 nt
Organism: Prorocentrum cordatum
Lineage: Eukaryota; Dinophyceae; Prorocentrales; Prorocentraceae
Source: the annotation of a GenBank genome assembly
UUAUGGUGCCAUUUUUAGAUAUCGCACAAGUGGCUCCAGCCCGCAGGCUUCGAAGACUACAUGAAGAGGGGGAUGGAGGGGGAGGAGGAUAAUCCACUCGAGAGAAGUAGGCUGCAACAGGAGGCAAGGGGCACCAGAGGCCAGGUCAGUCGGCGAUCCCACGGACCCGCAGGCAGAGCGUGCCCAGCCAAAACGCCACGCAUAUCCCAGACAGGUGGAUGCGCCGUGCCAGCACCACGGCUUGCCAAGACCUUCUCAUCGUGAAGAGAUCUUGUGACCAUGCCAGCCAUCCACGUGCCAACAGACAUGGCAGCUGCAACCGCGACGGCCGAAACGAACACCUCCUUCCAACUGCCCGACACGUAUCCGUCGUCCUGAAGACCGUCCCGGUCCCUCAUGUAGAUGAGCACGAAGGCGAAGAAAACAGGAUAGCCGAUGGCAUUGCCGCUGUAUCGGAUACCGUCAAGGUCCAGAGCGCCGCCCACAGCGGGGUCGCCCAGGAGAGCCGACUGGCGCUGGGCGGCUUCAGCAUCCUGCGGAGCCUGCGCCUGUUGAGCACGAGGAAGGCGAGCCCCAACGAACCGAGCAUGCGCCUGGGCUCGGCGCCGCCGCCGCCACCGCCCCGGCGGGCGCGCCGCGCUGGCGCGCGGCCCCCCCGCCGGCGGCCCGCGAGCCCAGCACUCCCUUGGCCAGCGCGCUGCGCGGGACGGUCGCGGCGGCGCGCGGCGCGGCCGUGCCAAGGCAGGGAGCGGCGCAGCCACCGCGGGGCGCAACGGCAGCGUCAGCUGGCCAGGGCGCUCGCGGCACAAGGCAGGGCGCGCCCGGCCGCGGCGGCGGCGGCAUGGGCGCUCCCGCAGGGCCAGCGCCAGCCGGCAUCGGGGGGCCGAGGCCCCUAGGAGGAGGGAACAGCCACUCCGCGGCGAUCAUCGUGGGACGUCAUCGUCGGACGAGGAGGUCCAAAAAGAGGGUAACGGCUACUCAGAUUCGUCGCGGGACGUCGUUGUUGGACCU